CAUCAAAGAAGCGGACUUGAUGCCGACAGGAUAUGUGCCCCGUGUCGUGGAGGAGUUUCUCGCGUCUGGGUCAGACAUGAAUGUACAACUUGUCGACGUGGAUGGCCUUAUUUCUCUUUUCGAUGCUUGGAUACAACUCGUAUCAUACGAGAGGCGAGAACUAUACUGUUUUCAGUUACGCUUCCUGUGCAUUUUGUCUAACUGAAAUCACAGUCGACUGUCCAGAGUACGCGUAAUGCGCGUUUUACUCAAACGUGUUUCCAUAGUGCUGCAACACUACGAUUAAGGCCAGCAGCAAUCGGUUUUCACCCAGUUCGCCCAGUCCACCUUGCCGGGGUCCCUCGUUUCCGAGUGGAGUGCCAACCGCAUUUCCAAACGAACACCCAAGCGCCGAAGAUGAACGUGACUCUAAUGCUGACUGUGCUGAGCUGCAUGGUGCUUGCUGUUGCCAACGCUGAUGACUCUGGGCGCCAGCUACGUCCUAAAGAUUCUCCGGGUUCGACACCCUCAAAGCCUUUUCGUCCGCGCAAUGACGAUCGCCAGCUACGUCAACAAGAUCUCAUCGGCGGCGUUAUCAAAACAGUUGAUUUGGUGCUGAACACCCUAACUCUGACGCCCGCACCGACACCCGCACCAACGUUGGCUCCGACGUCGGCGCCGUCCCCCGCGUCGACGGAGCAGCCUGACGAAGCGGAGCUUUUGCGCCGUCGUCGGACAGGGUAGCGAGAAGAUUGCGAAACAAAGCAGCGUUGUUUGCCUUUUACAUUGUAAUUCUGUCAAUGAAGAACUCGCUACAUGUACAGACGACCUUUAUCCAUUCUGAGAACGUGUUUUCACUCACUUAACGGUUAAAACUGAAAAUGUACCUAACCGAAUAGCUUCCGG
Molecule: messenger RNA, 885 nt
Organism: Phytophthora nicotianae INRA-310
Lineage: Eukaryota; Oomycota; Peronosporomycetes; Peronosporales; Peronosporaceae
Exons: 1
Coding region: 397-723 (108 amino acids)
Source: RefSeq, a predicted model, not a curated record